AUGUCUUACCUCGAAGACGAAGAGAUUAAGAUUCUUGAUGGCCAGAUCGAAAUGCUCAGCGAGUGCAAACCUCUUUCUGAAUCAGAAGUAAAACAACUGUGCGAGAAAGGAAAGGAAGUACUUCAGAAAGAAGAAAAUGUGCAACCUGUAAAAGCUCCAGUGACUAUCUGCGGUGAUGUGCAUGGCCAGUUCCACGACCUCACUGAGCUUUUCAAAAUUGGAGGCAAAACUCCAGAUACUAAUUACUUGUUCAUGGGAGAUUAUGUUGAUAGAGGAUACUACUCAGUAGAAACAGUCACUCUUCUUGUUGCCCUUAAGGUGAGAUAUAAGGACAGGAUUACCAUUUUGAGAGGAAAUCACGAAAGUAGGCAAAUUACACAGGUUUAUGGAUUUUACGAUGAAUGUCAAAGAAAAUAUGGUAAUGCUAAUGUAUGGAAAUAUUUCACCGAGCUGUUUGAUAUGCUCCCACUUACAGCAAUAGUUGAAGGUGAGAUCUUUUGUCUCCAUGGUGGAUUAUCCCCCAGCUUAGAGACUUUGGAUCAAAUUAGGAAUCUUGAUAGAAUCCAGGAGGUUCCUCAUGAAGGACCAAUGUGUGAUCUCCUUUGGUCAGAUCCUGAUGAAAGAACUGGAUGGGGAAUCAGUCCAAGAGGAGCAGGUUAUACUUUUGGUCAAGACAUCUCAGAGCAAUUUAAUCAAGCAAAUAGCCUGAAAACGAUCGCAAGAGCACAUCAAUUAGUAAUGAAUGGAUACAACUGGUCUCAUGAUCAGAAUGUUAUUACAGUAUUCUCAGCUCCAAACUAUUGCUACAGAUGUGGAAACGAGGCAGGUAUUAUGGAAGUAGAUGAAAACAUGAGGAAGAAUUUCUUGACUUUCGAUCCAGCUCCAAGACGUGGAGAAACACAUGUAACUAAAAGGACACCAGAUUAUUUCUUGUAA
Moneuplotes crassus is the source of this 936-nucleotide messenger RNA. Lineage: Eukaryota; Ciliophora; Spirotrichea; Euplotida; Euplotidae. The record is from the annotation of a GenBank genome assembly.